Cherax quadricarinatus is the source of this 1059-nucleotide messenger RNA. Its product is annotated as pro-resilin-like. Lineage: Eukaryota; Metazoa; Arthropoda; Malacostraca; Decapoda; Parastacidae. Gene Ontology annotation, cellular component: extracellular region. Gene Ontology annotation, molecular function: chitin binding. The record is from RefSeq and is a predicted model, not a curated record.
AUGGGUGGGCCAGGUAGUGAAAGAGAGCAAGGUGGGUGGGAGGAGCUUGCUGACAGCCUGGGUAUAAAAGCACACAAACUAUCCUCCAGCAUCACACUUCAGCACCUCCUGCUCUUGCUGACGAAGAUCCUUAUUAUACUCUUUGUAACUCAACUGUUUUUGCUGGACGGCAACCAUGAAGGUUCUCUGUUUAUUGCUCUGCUGGGAGUAACCACCGCUGACCAACGCCCUCCUUCAAGUUACGGAGCCCCAAAUGGAGGUUUCGGUAAUGGGUUUGGUGCCUCAAAUGGAGCCCCGAGUAAUGGUUAUACACCUCCAGGAAGCAAUGGCUUCGGAGCUUCUCCAAAUAAUGGAUAUGGUGCCCCCUUUGGCAAUGGAUUUGGACCCUCUUCAGGCAAUGGGUUCGCAGGUGCUCCAAGCAAUGGAUAUGGAGCUCCCCCAAGUAACAGGUAUGGUCCCCCAACAGGUUCUUAUGGACUAGAUCCGGAGCUGGUUGCUCUGCAGGAGAACAUCCCCGGAGGUGGCGUCCCCGGUGAAGACUACCCAGUCUUGGCUUCUCCACCAGACACUGGCUUCUCUUGUGAUGACCAGGCAGUGCCUGGUUAUUACGCUGACACUGACCCUGAAGCCAGCUGCCAGGUAUUCCACAUUUGCCAGGACCGUGCCCUCAGACGUCAGAAGGACUCAUUCCUGUGCCCCAACGGUACCAUCUUCAACCAGCAGUACCUGGUGUGUGACUGGUGGUUCAACGUAGACUGUUCUCAGGCUGAGAACUUCUACUCCGUCAACGAACAGAUUGGUGUCGUCCCCAGUGCAGGCUAUGGUUAUGGCCCCAUUGCUAACAGUAUUUUUAAUGGAGUUGGUAAUGGUUAUAAUAAUGGUAAUAGGGCAAAUGGCAAUGGCAACCGAAGAAAUGGAAAUGGCGCAAAUCGUUAUGGAUCCAACGGAAAUGGUAGGAACGGGAAUGGUGCUAAUGGCAUUGGUAGGAAUGGGAAUGGAGUCAGCAACGGAUAUAGUGUUCCAGCUGCGCCAUCCACUUCCUAUGGAACUCAGUUUUAA